Molecule: messenger RNA, 2043 nt
Organism: Iphiclides podalirius (scarce swallowtail)
Lineage: Eukaryota; Metazoa; Arthropoda; Insecta; Lepidoptera; Papilionidae
Source: the annotation of a GenBank genome assembly
AUGGAGGGGUUUGAUGAUCCUGGAGUAUUUUUCUCAGAUAAUUUUGGCCUCGAAGAAAAUGAAUCACAAGAUCAAAUUAAUCUACAAGCGGUAAAAAAAAAGUUUAAAGAGUUUAUUCGACAAUUUCACACAGGAAACUUCAAUUUUAAAUACAGGGAUGCACUCAAAAGAAAUUAUAACCUUAAUCAGUAUUGGGUUGAGAUAAACAUUGAAGACUUGUCAAGUUUUGAUGAAAUUUUGGCGGAGAAACUGUAUAAAAAACCAACAGAACAUUUACCUAUCCUAGAAGAAGCCGCUAAAGAGUUAGCUGAUGAAUUGACUGCUCCUAGACCUGAGGGAGAGGAAAAAGUUGAAGAUAUACAAGUUUUGCUAUCUUCUGAUGCAAAUCCUGCUAACUUACGAGAACUUAAGUCUGAAACAGUUUCAAGACUGGUUAAGAUACCAGGCAUUAUUAUAUCAACAUCUGCAAUAAAAGCAAAAGCUACAAAGAUAUCAAUACAAUGCAGGUCCUGCCGCAAUGUUAUACCUAAUUUACCUGUAAAACCUGGUCUCGAGGGUUAUGUUAUGCCAAGAAAAUGUAAUACUGAACAAGCUGGUCGGCCUAAGUGCCCCUUGGAUCCUUACUUUAUUAUUCCAGACAAAUGUAAAUGUAUUGAUUACCAGGUAUUAAAACUACAAGAAACUCCUGAGAGCAUCCCGCAGGGUGAAAUGCCCCGCCACUUGACAGUUUACUGUGAAAGAACCCUAUGCGAGCGGGUCGCCCCUGGCGCCCGUGUCACUAUCCUGGGCAUUUACUCUAUUAAAAAGGUUGCGAAGAUUGGGAGAGAGGGGCGCGAUAAAGGGUCGGUGGGGGUCCGUUCGUCUUAUCUUCGCGCCGUCGGAUUGACCGCAGAAGAAGGUGUGACGGGUGGUCUUCGGCCAUUCACUUCUGAUGAGGAGGAACAGUUCCGUAGGCUGGCUGCCUCGCCGGACAUAUAUGAAAGGAUAGCUAAAUCUAUAGCGCCCAGCGUUUUCGGCGCCGUCGAUAUGAAAAAAGCCAUAGCCUGCUUACUAUUUGGAGGUUCGCGUAAGAGACUACCGGACGGUCUGACGCGGCGCGGUGACAUCAACAUCCUGUUGCUCGGCGACCCCGGCACUGCUAAGUCCCAGCUGCUGAAAUUCGUGGAGAAGGCCGCACCCAUCGGCGUCUACACUUCCGGCAAGGGCUCGAGCGCGGCCGGCCUUACUGCGUCCGUUAUACGAGACCCAGGAAGUCGUAAUUUCGUAAUGGAGGGGGGCGCGAUGGUGCUGGCGGACGGGGGAGUAGUAUGUAUUGACGAGUUCGACAAGAUGCGCGAGGACGACCGAGUCGCCAUACACGAGGCCAUGGAGCAACAGACCAUUUCAAUCGCUAAGGCUGGAAUAACAACAACUUUGAAUUCCCGUUGCUCCGUACUAGCAGCAGCGAAUUCAGUGUUCGGCCGAUGGGAUGACACGAAAGCUGACGACAACAUAGAUUUCAUGCCCACCAUUCUUUCAAGAUUUGACAUGAUAUUCAUUGUAAAAGAUGAACAUGACCAGAACAGAGAUAUUACGCUCGCCAAGCACAUAAUAUCGGUGCACAUGGGCGGCGACAGCGCCGAGCGCGAGGCCGCCAGCGGCGAGCUGCCGCUGUCCCUGCUGCGCCGCUACGGCGCGUACUGCCGCGCGCGCUGCGGGCCGCGCCUCUCCGCCGCGGCCGCCGAGCGGCUGCAGGCGCGCUACGUGCUCAUGCGCACCGGCGCCUCGCACCACGAGCGGCAGGCGGACAAGCGCCUCUCCAUACCCAUCACCGUUCGACAACUUGAAGCCGUCGUAAGAAUAUCGGAAUCCCUCGCAAAAAUGCAACUACAGCCAUUUGCCACAGAAGCUCAUGUAACGGAGGCUCUACGGCUGUUCCAAGUGUCCACAUUGGAUGCAGCCAUGACUGGCAGUCUUUCAGGUGCAGAGGGUUUUACAACUGAAGAAGAUCAUGAAAUGCUCUCGCGCAUAGAAAAGCAAUUAAAGCGCAGAGAGGGCCAUACU